Tarenaya hassleriana is the source of this 1200-nucleotide messenger RNA. RefSeq names its product ankyrin repeat and SAM domain-containing protein 6-like. Gene Ontology annotation, molecular function: protein binding. The coding region runs from base 330 to 950 and encodes 206 amino acids. The record is from RefSeq and is a predicted model, not a curated record. NCBI's taxonomy places the organism in Eukaryota, Viridiplantae, Streptophyta, Magnoliopsida, Brassicales, Cleomaceae. The transcript is spliced from 6 exons.
AUAGCAAAUCCUUUUGUACUUCUUCGCGAAGCAGAAAUCUAUCGAUCUGGAAUCGGUAGAGAAUAAACUAAUUUUUGCAUUCGUUUCCUUGAAUCAAAGGAUCGUUUUGUUUACCUCUCUCGUUUGUUUCUGGAUAGAGAUUUAGGGUUUCUGGGUACUUUUGUCGUACCCCUCUUUCGAAAUUUGGUUGCUGCUUCAGACCCAGAGGUCUCUUCUUCCGAUUUGUUCCCUCCCUGUUUUAGGGCUUUUUGGUUUGCAUUUUGGGUUCGUGUGAUCGAGGUUUAGGGUAGGGUUCUAAUCGUUGUUUGUCCACCGGAGAGAGGUAAAAGAUGUAUGCUGAUCGAUUGGAGGCUGAUGGUGCGAGCAGGAAGACGGUAAAGGACCGUCUCAAUGGCGGUUCCGGCGACUUAUCUAUUCGCCGGCGACAAGUCACCGGCAAGAGACAAAGGCAGGAUGACAAGUGGGAGCAUGAUCUUUUUGAGGAAGAUGAACCUCGACUUUCUAAACGCAGAGUUGAUCCCCGAGAUCUUCGUCUGAAGCUCCAGAAGAAACAAGGGUCACAAAGUGGACAAGGGGCUGGUUCCACUGUGCGGGAUCUACGCGAAAAACUGACCGGGACAAUGAAUCCGCAACCAAGAAACCGUGCCCCACCGAAAUCUAAAGUGGAGGCUGCUAGACCAGUCAUGAAGAGCGUGGCAGUUGAAGCUACUGAAACGGAGACUAAAAGAACUUCCAAUCAAGCUACAAGGAGGAGGUUUCCGCAAACAGCCGAUGCAUCAGUGGACAGCUUCCUGGAAUCAUUGGGUCUUGAGAAAUACUCGAUCAAUUUUCAAGCGGAAGAAGUUGAUAUGGCUGCACUUUUGCAUAUGAGUGACGAUGAUCUCAAGGCUAUGAGUAUACCAAUGGGCCCGAGGAAGAAGAUACUUCUUGCUUUGGCGUCUAAACACUGAUGUUGAACUGUAGCUUUAGCUUGGUUGGCAUGGUCUGUACAAGCUUGGUGGCAUAAUCUCCUAGAGGGAUACAUACAUUUUGGUUAUUUGUCUGAAUGAGUCCUGCAUUUAGCACUUGAUUCUCUUUUCUUGUCUGUACUCGUGAGAAGGUUGCCCACCUUAAGGGACAAAAGUAGCCAUUAGACAAGAGCUUUUCUAGAAUUAAAAGUUGUAAUCCUUUUAACAUAGUGAAUCUAUCCUUUUCUCCUCU